AUCAUCCACCCCAAUCAUGUCGGGUUCACUCACUCAUGUCCUCUUCGAGGGAUCAUCAGGUUAUGCUCUAUUCACAGUCAACAUGCAAGAAGAAAUCGCUGCAAAGUCAAAACAACUUCAAGAUGCUAUAGCAGAUUACAACAUUUUCUCUCGUAUGGUUCAAUUGGCUUCUUUCCUCCCCUUCACAUCUGCCGCUCAAGCUUUAGAAAACGCCAACGAUAUCUCAGAAGGUGUACUUAACCCUCAUCUUAAAUCUUUAUUGAAUCUGAUCGUCCCAAAUGCUGCUGGGAAGGGAAACAAGAAACAAUCUGGGGUGUUGUUAGGGGUUGCCGAACGUGGAUUAGGUGGGGCCAUUCAAGGAGAACUGGGUAUAUUAUGUGAUACGGGUGAAAGAGCUUUGGAAUUGAUAAGAGGAGUAAGGUUACAUCAAGAGAAGAUGUUAGUGAAAGGGGGGAUGCAAAAGGGAGAUGUGACUAUCGCUCAAUUAGGUUUGGGACAUUCUUAUUCGAGAGGAAAAGUAAAGUUCAACGUCAAUCGAUCAGAUAACAUGAUCAUCCAAGCUAUCGCCCUCUCCGAUCAACUAGAUAAAGACCUCAACACCUUCUCCAUGCGUGCCAGAGAAUGGUACGGUUGGCAUUUCCCCGAACUCUACAAACUCGUUCCCGAAGCACACCAAUAUGCACAGCUCGCUGUUCUGAUCGGAGACCGAGCUUCACUAUCCGAAGCGACUCUUGAAGAGAUGCAAGAAAUUUUAGAUGACGAUGAGGUUCGGGCGAAGAAUGUUUUGGAUGCUGCCAGAGCCAGUAUGGGAAGCGAUAUCUCCGAGAUUGAUCUUAUCAACAUAUCGAAUUUCGCUGAGAGGGUGGUGAAACUUGCAGAGUAUAGGAAGAGUCUGAGGAAGUAUCUGGUGGAGAAGAUGAAUGUGGUCGCACCGAAUUUAUCGGCUCUGAUAGGAGAGACGAUCGCUGCUAGGUUGAUUAGUCAUGCCGGCUCCUUGACAAACCUUGCAAAGUACCCCGCUUCCACCGUUCAAAUUCUCGGUGCCGAAAAGGCUUUAUUCCGCGCUCUCAAGACCAAAGGCAACACGCCCAAAUACGGUCUCAUCUAUCACUCUACAUUCAUCGGCCGUGCUGGCUCAAAACACAAAGGUCGUAUCUCUCGUUUCCUCGCUAACAAAUGUUCCAUCGCCUGUCGGAUAGACUGCUUCUCUGAUGUCCCCACAAACCGAUUCGGCGAGGCUCUGCGGGCACAGGUAGAAGAAAGAUUGAACUUUUUCGAGACCGGUACACCGGUGUCUAAGAAUACCGAAGCUAUUCAGAAAGCUUUGAAAGCCAUCGCAGCCGAUCUGGACGAUGAGGAUGAGGACGAUGAUGAGAUGGACAUUGAUGAUGUGGAGGUGUCAGAGGCCGUGAAACAAGUAGCACGAGACCAGGCUGAAGCUGCUGCGCUCCGAGGGCCAUUAGAUCCCGAGCUGCAAAAGAUCGCAGUGGCCAUUCCUGGAGGCGCUGUCGCUUUGGGUGCUUUGACACCGAAAGAAAAGAAGGAGAAGAAAGAAAAGAAGCGAAAGUCUGAAGUCGGACUGGAGAAUGAGAAGGAGAAGAAAGACAAGAAGGAUAAGGAUAAGAAACGAAAGUCUGAGGAAGUGGACGAGGAUGAAGAGGAACGAAAACGGAGGAAAAAGGAAAAGAAGGAGAAGAAACGGGCUUCAUUAGCUGCAGCAGACGUGUCAGUGGAGAAGGAUAGCAAGAAAGAGAAGAAGAAGAAGCGCAAGUCCGAGGUGGAGUCAUGAGAGAGAGGGGGUCUUCUUCUGACGUGGAGGGGACGUGCUCGUAGUAGAGGUUGAUGUUGUGAUUUCAUGCCAUAUACUUUGACUGUC
Messenger RNA from Tremella mesenterica DSM 1558, 1876 nucleotides. RefSeq lists its product as uncharacterized. The coding region runs from base 17 to 1789 and encodes 590 amino acids. Gene Ontology annotation, cellular component: small-subunit processome; box C/D methylation guide snoRNP complex. NCBI's taxonomy places the organism in Eukaryota, Fungi, Basidiomycota, Tremellomycetes, Tremellales, Tremellaceae. Gene Ontology annotation, molecular function: snoRNA binding. The transcript is spliced from 5 exons. The record is from RefSeq and is a predicted model, not a curated record.